AUGUCUUCAAGUAAACUUUCUUUUAUAAAUGCUGAAACAAGUAUUUUUUUUAUUUGUGAUGUUCAAGAAAAAUUCAGACCUUCAAUAUGCCAUUUCAAUGAGAUUGUAGUGGUAAUUCAGCGUUUAAUAAAAGCUGCUAACAUUUUAAAUAUUAAAAUACUUGGUACAGAACAAUAUCCAAAAGGAUUAGGACAUACUAUUGAAGAGCUUUCGAUAGUAGAAAAUAAUAUAAAAAUUUUUGAAAAGAAAGUAUUUUCUAUGUUAACAGAAGAUGUUAAAAAAAGUAUAGAAAAAGAAGUAAAAACAGUUAUUCUUUGUGGUUUGGAAACACAUAUAUGUAUUCUCCAGACAACAAAAGAACUACUUCAAAUGGGAUAUGAAGUUAUUGUUAUUGCGGACGGAGUAUCUUCAAGAACAAUUGGUGAUAAGAAAAUCGCCUUAAGGUAUCUUGAACAAAUUGGAGCUCAAGUAAGAACAUGUGAAUCUGUCUUAUUUGAGCUUAUACGAACAGCCGACCAUCCAAAAUUUAAAGAAAUUCAAAAACUCAUUAUUACUCCACCUCCAGAAACAGGGUUAUGUCAUAUUUAA
This is a messenger RNA of Strongyloides ratti, 588 nucleotides long. RefSeq names its product Isochorismatase-like domain-containing protein. The transcript has 2 exons. Bases 1 to 588 code for a protein of 195 amino acids. The record is from RefSeq and is a predicted model, not a curated record. Lineage: Eukaryota; Metazoa; Nematoda; Chromadorea; Rhabditida; Strongyloididae.